AUGUACGAAUCAUCGCUGCAUGAAAAGGAAAACAGAAGGAGAUCCCCCGAACAUGAGGGGCAACAGAAGAGUGCCCAAGACACGAAUGAUAAACACCGGUGGUGGUCCUCUGAACAACUGCAGUAUAUACCACUAGACGACUCGGGCGUAAAGGGGGACGCUGAAGACAUAUGGGCGCAAGAGCUGAGAAGGAGCAAAUCGUCCCUCUGGAGAUGGCGCUGUGCCACUGCGCUACUCUCAGUGGCCUUGAUCGCGUCCUGUCUCCCAGUCUUCACGCCAAGGUCCAUUCGAGAAGGCUACCCCCAACCAGAAGAAGGCGAGGAAAACAAUCUCAAAUGGAUAAAAGAAGCCGAAGUCGCCCAAGGACACUUUUGGUGCGGCAAUUCGACCCUCGAAGCCAAACGCAGAGGCUGCGCCUUCAACAAGCUCCACAACAGAUGGAUGCAUCCGGCCUGCAGGCACGACUUUGAGUACGCCAGACGGGCCGUCUUUGAAGCCCUGGGCCUGGGUGAGGACGAGAAGCCGACAUUCCACUUCUACAGGGACGACGACGGCAAACCGGGGGCUGAGAUCUCCGACGACGAGCUGGAUCGGUCCGAGAUCUUGAUGCCGGCUUGGACGACUGUCGGGCACCAUAUGACACACUGCAUGUAUCUGCUGCUGCAGGCCGCGGCGGCGCUCAACCUUGGCACAAAGGCGGAUAUGGUUGUUCAUGCUUGGGAGCAUGCGAAGCAUUGCGCCACGGUUGUGCUUAAUGAGACGAAAAAGGCGCCGGCUUGGAAUGAGGUUGCGAGUUUCGGACAUACGCAGUCUGGUGUUUGUUGGUAG
This is a messenger RNA of Colletotrichum orchidophilum, 828 nucleotides long. RefSeq lists its product as uncharacterized. The transcript has a single exon. Bases 1 to 828 code for a protein of 275 amino acids. The record is from RefSeq and is a predicted model, not a curated record. Lineage: Eukaryota; Fungi; Ascomycota; Sordariomycetes; Glomerellales; Glomerellaceae.